ACUUUCACAAAAUAGAUGGGUUUCCCAUUGUCCACUAAAAACCAUAAAUUAAGAAAUGAACGUGACUUUGUGUCCUUUUCAUUUCCUGCUGAGUCUGUGAGUGCCGUGCUUGGAGACAAGCUUCAUCUAGAAGAGCUUUUCUUGGAGUGCCGACUCCUUGCCACUUGGGCCUGCCCUGGGUCCUUAGUCCGCCUCUACCCUUCAGGGUUAAGUAGAGGACCCCAGUGGCCCGCGACAUGGCAGGCAGGCACGUGCGGUUUUCACUUCACUAUUGAUGGGAAUAAGAGGUCUUCAGCUAAAGUUUCAGAUUCAAUUUCUACGCAAUACCCGGUAGUGGACCAUGAAUUUGACGCGGUGGUGGUAGGCGCUGGAGGGGCAGGCUUGCGAGCUGCGUUUGGCCUUUCCGAGGCAGGGUUUAACACGGCCUGCGUCACAAAGCUCUUUCCUACGAGAUCACACACCGUUGCAGCUCAGGGAGGGAUCAAUGCUGCUCUGGGGAACAUGGAGGAGGACAACUGGAGGUGGCACUUCUACGACACUGUGAAAGGCUCCGACUGGCUGGGGGACCAGGAUGCCAUCCACUACAUGACAGAGCAGGCCCCUGCUUCCGUGGUAGAGCUGGAGAAUUAUGGCAUGCCAUUCAGCAGAACUGAAGAUGGGAGGAUCUACCAGCGCGCUUUUGGUGGACAGAGCCUCAAGUUUGGGAAAGGCGGGCAGGCCCAUCGGUGCUGCUGUGUGGCUGACCGCACUGGCCACUCGCUGCUGCACACGUUGUAUGGAAGGUCUCUGCGAUAUGAUACCAGCUAUUUUGUAGAGUAUUUUGCCUUGGAUCUCCUGAUGGAAAAUGGAGAAUGUCGUGGUGUUAUUGCGCUGUGCAUAGAAGACGGGUCCAUCCAUCGCAUAAGAGCAAAGAACACUGUUGUAGCUACUGGAGGCUACGGGCGCACCUACUUCAGCUGCACAUCUGCCCACACCAGCACCGGUGACGGCACCGCCAUGGUCACCAGGGCAGGCCUUCCCUGCCAGGACUUGGAGUUCGUUCAGUUUCACCCCACAGGUAUAUAUGGUGCCGGUUGUCUCAUUACAGAAGGGUGCCGUGGAGAGGGAGGCAUUCUCAUUAACAGUCAAGGCGAAAGAUUCAUGGAGCGAUAUGCCCCGGUUGCGAAGGACCUGGCAUCCAGAGACGUCGUGUCUCGGUCCAUGACUCUGGAAAUACGUGAAGGAAGAGGCUGUGGCCCUGAAAAAGAUCACGUCUACCUGCAGUUGCACCACCUACCCCCAGAGCAGCUGGCCAUACGGCUGCCUGGCAUUUCAGAGACCGCCAUGAUCUUCGCAGGUGUAGAUGUCACCAAGGAGCCCAUCCCCGUCCUUCCCACCGUGCAUUAUAACAUGGGCGGCAUUCCCACCAACUACAAGGGGCAGGUUCUGAGGCAUGUGAAUGGCCAGGAUCAGAUCGUGCCCGGCCUGUAUGCCUGUGGGGAGGCUGCCUGCGCCUCAGUGCAUGGUGCCAACCGUCUUGGGGCAAACUCACUCUUGGAUCUGGUUGUCUUUGGUCGGGCGUGUGCCCUGAGUAUCGCGGAGUCCUGCAGACCCGGAGAUAAAGUUCCUCCAAUUAAACCAAAUGCUGGAGAAGAGUCUGUCAUGAAUCUUGAUAAGUUGAGGUUUGCUGAUGGAACCCUAAGAACAUCAGAACUACGACUCAACAUGCAGAAGUCGAUGCAAAAUCAUGCUGCAGUGUUCCGUGUGGGAAGUGUGUUACAGGAAGGUUGUGAGAAAAUCAGCCAGCUCUAUGGAGACCUAAAAUAUCUGAAGACAUUUGACCGGGGAAUGGUCUGGAACACCGACCUGGUGGAGACCCUAGAGCUGCAGAACCUGAUGCUUUGUGCACUUCAGACCAUUUAUGGAGCGGAGGCUCGGAAGGAGUCACGAGGUGCUCAUGCCAGGGAAGAUUAUAAGGAGCGGAUUGACGAGUAUGAUUACUCCAAGCCCAUCCAGGGGCAGCAGAGGAAGCCAUUUGAGGAACACUGGAGGAAACACACCCUUUCCUACGUCGACAUCAAGACUGGGAAGGUCUCCUUGGAGUAUAGACCCGUCAUUGACAGAACUUUGAAUGAGGCAGACUGUGCCACAGUCCCUCCAGCCAUUCGCUCCUACUGAUUGGGCCAGAGGUGACCGACUUUGUACCCAUGUAUAAUAAUAGCUCAUGUGUGCUUUUAUAUCAUAACUGUCCUAUUGAUACCCUGUCUUCAAGGGAACAAGGGCCACCAUUCGAAUAGGUAUCAUCUACCUGGUGGCCAGAAGCUUGCCAGUAAUCAACAGCCAGGAAGUGUGAGGCUUCAUUCUUGUGAACUAAUAAAACUGGGCAUGAUUCUUAAAUAAACAUAAAUUACAAACCUA
Prionailurus viverrinus (fishing cat) is the source of this 2397-nucleotide messenger RNA. It is a transcript of the gene SDHA, whose product is annotated as succinate dehydrogenase complex flavoprotein subunit A. Gene Ontology annotation, biological process: tricarboxylic acid cycle; mitochondrial electron transport, succinate to ubiquinone. The transcript has 15 exons. The record is from RefSeq and is a predicted model, not a curated record. Bases 16 to 2157 code for a protein of 713 amino acids. Lineage: Eukaryota; Metazoa; Chordata; Mammalia; Carnivora; Felidae. Gene Ontology annotation, molecular function: electron transfer activity; flavin adenine dinucleotide binding; succinate dehydrogenase (quinone) activity.